AGAGGUAUAUAGCUUAAUAGCUUGUUGCAGCAACAAUUCGUGAAUCAGCGAGGAGCUGAAAAACUGAAUGGAGAGAUCAGCAUCAGCAAAGAUGAUGGUGGUGGUCAUGGCGGCUUUCGCCAUGAUUAUCAUGGCCACGACCACGACGGCGCAACAAUUCUCGGAAGACGAGAAGGCGGCCUUCGUCAACCUCCACAACAGCGCCCGCGCGGCGGUGGGCGUCGGGCGGGUGGCGUGGAACGACGCGCUGGCGGCGCAGGCCCUGCAGCACGCGCGCUACUGCCAGACGCAGCACAUCCCGGGGCCCUACGGCGAGAACCUGUGGUGGAGCUACGGCGCCGGCACCACCGGGACGCCGGCCGACGCCAUGAGCUACUGGCUCGCCGAGAAGGCAAAGUACUACUACGACAGCAACUACUGCUCGGCGGGCGAGCUCGGCUGCACGCACUACACGCAGGUGGUGUGGAGGCGCACGGCGUACGUCGGCUGCGCCCGCGUCGCCUGCAAUACCAACGGCAUCGGCACCAUCAUCGCUUGCAACUACUUCCCGCGUGGUAACAUGAAGAACGAAAGGCCCUACUAACGCGAUAGAUAUCUGCAUGUCAUGAUGCCCUAUCUAUUAUAUAUCUAAAAUAAAGAUGUAGUAUUGUACUGUCUAGCUAGUGUGUAAACGUAUCCAGUAGUGUGUAAGCGUAUCAUUUUUUUAUAAAUAAUAAAUUUGAAUUUUUCAGCCCAUUCUGUA
Molecule: messenger RNA, 742 nt
Organism: Oryza sativa Japonica Group (Japanese rice)
Lineage: Eukaryota; Viridiplantae; Streptophyta; Magnoliopsida; Poales; Poaceae
Product: pathogenesis-related protein PRB1-3
Cellular component (GO): extracellular region
Source: RefSeq, a predicted model, not a curated record